UCUUUGUUGUUUGAGCUCAAAACCAAUGGCUGACAUUGGUUGCUUAAAUAAAUUUGGAUGAAACGUUCUUGAGGUUGAUAGUGUUUUUCUUGCUACGACACCAUCAUCAUGCCUCCCAAAGUGUCUGGUAAAGCAGCCAAAAAGGCUGGCAAAGCCCAAAAGAACAUCUCUAAAGGCGACAAGAAGAAGAAUCGCAAGCGCAAAGAAUCUUAUGCUAUCUACAUCUACAAGGUGUUGAAACAGGUCCAUCCUGACACUGGUAUCUCUUCCAAGGCUAUGAGCAUCAUGAAUUCAUUUGUGAAUGAUAUCUUUGAGCGCAUUGCUUCCGAGGCUUCCCGUUUGGCUCAUUACAACAAGCGCUCCACCAUCACGUCCCGGGAGGUCCAGACCGCUGUGAGACUCCUCCUGCCCGGAGAGUUGGCCAAACACGCUGUGUCCGAGGGGACCAAGGCUGUCACCAAAUACACUUCUUCCAAGUAAACUUUUGCCAUCCGCACCACCCAAUGUAAAGGCCUUUUUCAAGGCCAAAAAUUCAUUGCAAUGAGAGACUCAGGCAUCACACUAUUUGAAGUUGGUUGCACAUGGAAACAAAACACUUACAGGGGGAUUUUAUCACUUUUGACUACUUUUAGAACUGUGUAGUUAUUCAUAUGGAGAGGAAAGUUAACGUUCACACACAAACACACAAUUCUUUGUAUCAGGAACUUUUUGACACUAGUUUACUUGUCAUCCUCAAAUUAGGCGUUAUUUUGUUUUCAAAAAGAAUUUGAUCUGUCUUACGGAUCCUCAAUGAUCUGUGUCCGGGCUCAAUCCCUUUCCUCUUGGCACUCUCUUUACAAUCGGCCAAGUGCACUGAAAAGC
This is a messenger RNA of Tigriopus californicus, 861 nucleotides long. Its product is annotated as histone H2B.3-like. The coding region runs from base 109 to 480 and encodes 123 amino acids. The transcript has a single exon. Gene Ontology annotation, molecular function: structural constituent of chromatin; DNA binding; protein heterodimerization activity. Lineage: Eukaryota; Metazoa; Arthropoda; Copepoda; Harpacticoida; Harpacticidae. Gene Ontology annotation, cellular component: nucleosome. The record is from RefSeq and is a predicted model, not a curated record.